This is a messenger RNA of Nymphalis io (European peacock), 3705 nucleotides long. Its product is annotated as estradiol 17-beta-dehydrogenase 11-like. Gene Ontology annotation, molecular function: oxidoreductase activity, acting on the CH-OH group of donors, NAD or NADP as acceptor. The transcript has 7 exons. Gene Ontology annotation, cellular component: lipid droplet. NCBI's taxonomy places the organism in Eukaryota, Metazoa, Arthropoda, Insecta, Lepidoptera, Nymphalidae. The record is from RefSeq and is a predicted model, not a curated record. Bases 386 to 1480 code for a protein of 364 amino acids.
CUCGCCACGCUCAGUCAGCGCUCAGUCGAUCUAAAGCAACGCGCGUUGUAACCGACCUCUAGACUUUUUUAUUUUAUCGCAAAAGACGCGCGAGUCGCGUUCCAAUUUCCAAAUUAUAUUCUUAAUUAUUGAUAUUAUAUAUAAGUCUUCCGAGUUCGUUCGUUUUAGAACGAAUCUUUCGAAGAUUAAGACUGCAGUGUCCUACAGUGAACGUUAUCAGCUGAUCGCCCAAAUUUCGUGUUAAUUUAGUGCAAACAUACGAUCCGCUGAACGUUCGGAAAUUUAAAUGUUAAUGUAAAAAAUCUUAAAGAGAAAGAAAAAUAUCGAAUAGCAAGUAAUGCUUUGUAGAAAUAUAAAUUAAUAACGUUAAAGUCUGUUAAACAAAAUGACGACGGAGGCCCAAGAGUAUAUGAAUGGAAUAAGGAGGCCUGGACCCUUAACGAGAGAAAUACCAGAAUGUAUGCGUGAUAAAUACACAAUAAUACAGACAGUUUUGGACGUACUAGCAUUUUUAAUGCUUGCGAUCGGUUAUGUAAUUCAAGGAAUAUAUAGGUCAAUAGUUGGUAUUCCGAAGAAAGAUCUAAAAGGGAGUAUAGCGCUUGUGACGGGUGGAGGCGGUGGCCUUGGGAGCCUUAUUGCCCUGCGGCUUGCCAGGCUCGGAUGCAUCAUCGUUUUAUGGGACAUCAACAAAAAAGGGUUAGAAGACACUGAAAAACUAGUCAAGGGGUUGGGCGGAAAGUGUUUCGGAUACGUAGUAGAUCUCGCCAGCAAGGAUGACAUCUACCAGGUCGCAAAGAAAGUCGAGAAGGAAGUUGGCAGGGUUACAUUACUUAUCAACAAUGCUGGAGUAGUGUCAGGCCAAUAUCUGCUAGACACGCCGGACUACCUCAUACAAAGAACGUUUGACGUCAACAUCUUGGCGCAUUUCUGGACUGUUAAAGCGUUCCUGCCAGCAAUGAUGGAACACAAUGAUGGUCAUAUUGUUACCAUUGCGUCAAUGGCUGGACAGGUCGGAGUGGCGAAACUUGUAGACUACUGCUCUUCGAAGUCAGCUGCUUGCGGUUUUGAUGAGGCGCUGAGAUUAGAAUUAGAAGUCAAAGGAGUCAAAGGCGUGCACACGUCACUCAUAUGCCCUUAUUUCAUUCGUGCGACCGGAAUGUUUGAAGAGGUCAACUCAAGAUUUGUGCCAACACUGAGUUCGAACGAUGUAGCUGACCGAGUGAUACUAGCGAUCCGCACCAACGAACCUCUAGCGGUUAUACCUGCAUACUUUCGACUACUGCUGCCUUUUAAAUGGAUCGUGCCAUGGCCGUGUAUAUCAGAACUGAUUCGCGGCUUAGUACCAGACGCGGUGCCCGCACCCAUCCCUAUGCCAGAGCACACGCGUGAGACCAAACACAUACUCGCCACACCAAGCAAAUGCGAGUCUCGCCCGAUGUCGCUUGCCUCCCCGCCAGCGAGACACGAUCGGCAAGUGUGACCGCGACUUUACGUAUAUACUAUAAAACAUUUAAGCAAAUGUUGGCUAUUUCAUUUGAAUCUUUAUACGUUUUAUUGUAAUGUUUUGAAAUUAUUUUUUAAAUAUUAUCAUAAACAUAUUAUAGUUAUUUAACUAACUAUCAUCAUGAAAAUAUAUUAGGGGACAAUUUGAAUUUUGUACUUAACUUGGUAAGCAACUUUUUUGUACUUAACAGUAAGCGUAAAAUGGAUUUUACAUACUUUAAAAUAUAUGCAAACUCGAGGACCAUUUCUAGUUGCCUUUUAAAUGCCUUACUGAAUAAUAGUAGAUGCCUAUAUAAGUGUAACAAAGUGUAACAAAUAAAGCUUAUGAUUUUAUAAUUAACGUUUUUAUAACUUCAAAGGGUAAUUUUAAAGUAAACAUGGAAUAUUUUAAUUUCUCACAAAUUAAUAUUUUAAGUUUAGUAACAUAAUUAAAGAUAUAAUUUUGUUUGUAAAAGGGGUACCGUGUUAGUCAUAUUGUGAUUUUUAGUUAUAUAAUAAUUUGAAAAAAAAAAAUAUUAAGAUUUAUUCAUGUUGUAUUAUUUGAUUAUAAUAUAGUAUCGGAGAAAAAACGCAGUUCCUUAAUAUAUCAACUUAGUAUACUACCACCGAGGUAAUGCCUUGUAAUGUUGUGGUCUGGUAUGUUUGAGUGCGCAUUUGCACGUUCAGGAACAACGUAUAUACAUUUUUUAUAUUUGGCAACACUUCCCUAGAAAUACAAAAAAAUAUAUUAACUUCAAUAAAAUCUGCGACAACAUUUGGAACCAUUAUAUGUUUUAUUAUAUUUACAUAAGGAAUUAAACAAUAUUUGGCUGUUAUUAAGUAGGUAAAGAUUAUCUCUGUAAUAAAUAUAAUUGGAUUUUAAUGUUCUUAUUUGAUAUUAAAUUAUUUGAAGCCUUUCUUAUAAACGUUAUUUAGCAAGUGAUUAGUUAAAUACUACUGUGACUUCUUGUUUUGAAUGUCAAAUAAAAAAUGUCAGAAAAAGAUUAAUCAAUGUACAACUUCACAGCCGCUAAGGCAACUUUUAUAAGGCCGUUAGUUUCUAAAAACAAUUUAUAAUAAUACUGUUAUAAAACAAAUUAACUAGCCUCAUGUAUUCAUUCGAUAUUGUUACCAAAAUUAAAUAUACAGCAUCAUGAAAGGGUUUUAAACGUGUAUAGUCAAAAACGGCUAUCUGCGGUUCUACUCUAUAAUUUUUUUGUCUUUGUAUGUUAUUAAUGUUGAAUGUUAUAAAUUAAUUAAUGUCAUUGUCGCCUAUCACUUUUUGUCAUUUUUCGAUUGUUCUCUGCAAUGAGUUUACCUUACUUCACAACGUAAUCAUUUUUAAUUAAAAUGAAAUAGAAUUGGUGUAAUUACAUUGUUCAAUUAUUAUCUGUAGUAGGUAUUAUAAUAAUGACACCUCAUUCAGUUGUAUUUUAUGUCACAGAGGUUAAUAAUCAAAAUUGCUCAAUUACAAAAUAUACAUAUCUAUAGGUAUUGUUUGUAAAUAUAGGUUUAACGUUUUUUUUUCCUUUAUUAGGCAUGAGGUCUUCCGUAUAAGAACAUGAAUUGAUCGAAGGAAUGAUAGAUCACUAAAUAAUGUGAUAUAAUUAUAACAUAGAGAUUGUAUUGUAUCGGAUAUGAAUUGUCUUUAUGUAAGUUAAUUUUAAAAGAUGUUUUUAAUAAUAUUUUGUAUGAGUUUCAAAUAGCAAGUGUUCUUCCGCAUUUUCAAAGUUGUACACAAUUAAAAUCCAUGACUUAUAUGAAGCCAAUUAUAGUUAUUAAGCAUCGAUGUAAGUGUACUUGCGAUACCUAGUAUCAUGCACGCCGCGAAGCGGGUGCAAGGGGGUGCACUUGCACAAAUUGCUGUCAUAAAAGAAAAUACACAGACAGUGUAUUAAGUUUUUUUUUAUUAUUUAAGAAAGUGACUUAAGGCGUCUUUGUUUUUGUCGAAAUUUGUUCAAGGCUUUUUUAUUUAUUGAGUAUACACUAUCAUUUUCCUGUGAAAUCUGUAGGUACUACUACAUGAACUAUUUUGCAUUAAUAUUAUAUUGUAUUAGUAAUAACUAAUAGCUUAAUAUCAAUAUGCAGAUACACCUCCUUGAAAAUAAUCCUGCCGGCGCCCAUGGCUCGUAUUGUUUUACUUGGUACUCAUUUUUGUGGAAGGUAAAAAAAAUAUACGGGAAAUUGAUUUAAUACGAUGAGAAAUAAAUAUGGAAACUAAAA